Molecule: messenger RNA, 6922 nt
Organism: Numida meleagris (helmeted guineafowl)
Lineage: Eukaryota; Metazoa; Chordata; Aves; Galliformes; Numididae
Gene: LGI1
Product: leucine rich glioma inactivated 1
Exons: 9
Coding region: 4945-6576 (543 amino acids)
Molecular function (GO): protein binding
Source: RefSeq, a predicted model, not a curated record
GACAUGCUCCAGGGCCUCACUGUCUUUCUUGCAGUGAGUGAUCUAACAGUACAGUUUGAAAAGCAAAACCUUCCACUCAUGCCACAUCCGUGAUUUGCUUUUCCAAUGUGCAGUUCAGUGCAGCCUUAGGACGGCAUAAAUAUUGGAGCUGGGUGUCUGUGUGGAAGGGCGGCAGAGCCCAGGUGACAGACACAGCGCGGCCCUGAGCUGCAGCCACGUGGGCCCUCCCUGUCCUCGGCAGAGCGAUGGAGCCACUUCCCAGCAUCGCCCACUCAGAAUCUAUAGCAACCCUCCGCUAAUAUGUGAGGCUAUUUUUAGCACCAGGGCAGCCUUGAAAACAGCAGGUAAAGCAUGAAGAGAAUGAAUAAGUGGUUGUGGUGCUCGCCUGUGAAUAGAAGCUAUUUAUAGAAGAGCUCGCUCACUCUCUGGAGGGAGAUCUUAAUAUAUAUAACACGUACAUGAAGGCAGCUCUGCCUUCCCCCAAGGGGAGGCGAAAGUGUCAGAAAUGUGCAGCAGAGCAUUAUUACUACUUCUGACCUCAGCACUUAUCUAAAAUGUCAGUCUUUCAGAUUUUUCUUUUUAGGAAGAAAAUUGUUAAUGGCAGCAGGUAUCUUUGAUUCAGUCAUUAUUUGCAGAGAAUGCAUAGCGUUCCUUGCCCUGAGCAAAGAGCAAAUUAAGCAGCAGGAGGCUGUGUGCAGCUCCAAGCUCUGUUCAGCCAAUACUUGCUCCAAGGAGCUCUCCAGAGGCUUUUCUUAGGACCCCCUUCCGAACGCCUGGGGACCAAGAUCUCUCCUGUGAUAUUUCUACUGCUGUCUCUGAAUUCCCACUCCUGUUUUCUUGUCCUUUUCUUUCUCCCACAUUCAUCCACUUAAAAAAAUGCUUAUGAGAAAGCCCCAUGUGCCUUUGUUUAAUGAGUUGUGCGUGCCAUUUCUUUGACUGGGGAGCUAUAUUGCUUCAUAAAGGAGCUUAUUACUUCUUCCUGAUAUAUUAUAUUGAGACUGGGAAUUAAAGCCUCCAGUUUUAAUGACUCUUUGCCGAAAUCAAAAGGGCAGCAACAGUGGAAGCUUGCAGAUGCCUCUCAGUGAUUGAUGUCUAGAAGAAAGUCAGCUGUGUGGCAUUUGGAUUGUUGUCUUGGAAAGGUGGUAUAUAAGAAGUAUUUUAAGUUCAAAAUCUGAACAUCUUUGGUAUUAUGCACAAGGUAGGGAAAAUCUUUUCUCUUCUGAGCAGUCAUAACUAAAACGCGUAUUCCUCUGUUGCUGGAGAAAUGAAAAUUACAUUGAAAAUUGCAGUCAAUUCAUAGAUGCAGUGUUCAGUUGGUAUUGCUCUCCCACUGCAGAGCAAGAGCCAGGCAGCCAAAAGAGCAAAUUCUUCCUUAAAGUGCACUGAGGAAAAAGCACGCUGCCAUAUAAACAAACAGCGACGGGGUUGGCUUCCGCAGCCCUCCCAUAUCCCCUCUGCAGGGUGAUGAGGUUCACAAGAAGGGACAGGGUGCUCAGCUGGGUGUUUGAUGGAGGAUUGAUGCUAGACUGUAUGCAAUGACAAUGUGCCCACUAUAGGGUGGGGUAAGGGAGGCUGUCAGGCAUGUCUAACACUUGCAUGAGGUAGAAGGAAUUUGCUCCUAGGGGAAUUAGUUGUUUUUUCAAAAAUUUUGAAGAGUUAUAAACAGUAAAAACUUAAAUAAAACAUACUUGUGGAGCUAUGAGCAAGAAACACUUAAGAUGUUUCAGCGCUGGUCCAAAUCCUUGCUUUCUCAAGCAUUUUGAUUAGCAACUAUAAAGCAAUAAUAUGUGUUUGAUGAGGCACAUCCUUCUCAUAGUGCAGUUCAUUACAUUAGUGGCACUCCGGUGAGGCUUUGACUUGAACUUUAUGAGUGACUUCGGUAGGUCUAAGAUUUCUUCCACUAUGAAUUAUUCAGGAGUCAGAAAACUCCUGUUUUUAAUGGCUAAAGAAUCUCUCCUCAAAAGCCAGUUAUGUACAAUAUAACAAAUUUCCAGUGUACAUUUAAAUAAACAACAUUUCAGUUAUUUUUUUUCUGUCUACAAAACGACAAAGAAAAUUAAAUACAAGUUUAUAAAGAUUAGAAUAAUUCUGCAAGUACUGAGUGCCAUGAAAAAAGUACAGAAGGGCAGUGCUAGAUAGCACAGGUCAGGGAAAGGAUUUUAUAACAUGCCGUCUGUUUUUAAUUAGCAUUUUGGCAGACUGGAGGAGCUCAAACAUUUUUCCAUGAAGAAAUGUAUUAUAGGCUUUUCUAGCUGCCAAUUAAAUGGCAUUUAGCUUCAGUGACAGUGGUAUGUUGUUUUGGGUCUGCAGAAAGCACUUGCUCAUGCUAGAAAAUCUGGGACAUUGUGUUUCGGAUACAGGGUUCUUACUGGGCUGGAUUUUCUAUCACUCUGCAUUCUCAGUGUAGGCAUGAAAGAUACCUCCUAGGGAGAAGUGCUAAGUUCAUGAAUAGUGCAAGGGGGCUGGCAGAGUGCAGUUCUUUCCCAGUGUCUGUUUGGAUACACCUCUUGAGGGUUUGUCUUCCAGUUAGAUGAUGUCUUUUAAACAACACUGUCUGAAUACUGGGGUGUUUUGUGGGGUUCCUAUUUUAUCCCAUUUAGUCUGGAGUGAGAUAGUUUGUCACCAGUCCUGUCCUAUGGUUCAUUUAAAUGUUCGUGGCUAUUUUCUCUGCAUUUCACUGUGAGUUUCAUAGUUGCAAAAUCAAGGCAUGGUUCCAUGGAUGCCUCUCAGCAGGCAAUAACCAGUGUAGGAGCUACUAUCGACUGCCACUUGUGAUGAGAGGAGUUGUAGAUUAAAAAUCAUCUUUAGAAAAAAUUCUGUGGAACAGUAACUUGAGUAAAUUAAUAGAGCCCCUUGUUUCCCUGGAAAACCACUGUAUUGUCUAGAGGGGGGCUGAACAGUUUCAUGGAGGUUACCAGCCCAGGGUGGAGAGGUGAGCUGCAGCGGUGCUAUGAGGAGAGCACAAGAGCCUGCAGCCCAGGAUGGGCAGAGCCUGGAGCAGCGCGUGCAUCAUGUCAGGAGAGCUUGGGCAGCUCCCAGUGGUGCCAAGUGGCUGUUCAAGAGGAGUUAAGCGACAUUUGAAGGUGGAGUUGCCUGUUUGGUGGUAACUUGUAUUUGGAGCUGAUGAGAUGUUGUAUGAAACUGCCUAAAUCUGUGGCUCCCUGUUCCUCUUCUCUAGCAGCAAAGCCAGUAUUUCUUGCCCGCUCCUGUCCUCCGCUGCUUGUUCUGGUUCUGUCAAUUCCUGUUUUGUUUUGGAAGGAUUUGGGUUUGCUCAGGGUUUUAUUUGCUUUUUGCUCUUUCACCAGAUCAUUUAACUGAUCUAGUUGGAGAAAACACUAGAGAUAAAUCCCGGUAGCAAGCUGUAGAGCUGGGAAGAGAGAAACCAUCGCCUUACAGAACUCGUUGCACAGAAGUACAUUCUUAAUAUCACCAGGUCAUUUCCUUGAAAAAGUCAUGAGACCAUUAAAAAUUAACUAUAGUUUUUAUCAGUAGUAUCACGCUUUUGAUAUCUGAUCAGGGGAAAGCAUGGUACCUUCCAUAUUUGAGCAUGACUUUUCCUCUCUGAGAGGUUCAUAUAGAGAGCACUUCAAUCCUACAGUACGGCACAUGCUAGGCAAUAAGCCUCAUGCCUCUUCCCUCCCACUGGAUGGGCGUUUUGUCUGGCUGGAAAGUGCCUCCCUUUCCAAGCUUGCCCAUGUGAGGUGUUGAACCUCCCAGAAUAUAAAUUAGCUAAUAGCAGAUUGUCUUGAAAGUUCUUUCUAAAGAUUAAGUGCAGAAAGUGCAGAUUUCUGCAGAAUGCAAAAACCCAGUGUACUUUCUUUAUUGCUUUACGUCUUAGUCCUUCUCUCCAUAUUAUGUUUGGUCUCAGGUCCUACUUUGCGUUCAAAUUGUACUCUCUCUAGCUCUUGAGCUUCUAUGUUUGCUGUUCGUAUUUCCCCCAUUUCUACAUAUUCGGCAUUUUCAAGGCAGAACAUGGACAACAGGGAUGAAGUAGGAAUUAUUUUUUUAGAUGUGGAGUAGAGCGACUAGUAUUCAAGAGGACAGUUGGCUCUAUGCUACUGGAUUGGGUGCUGCAAAGCACACUACUUUGUUACAGAGCUCCUGAUCCUUUACAAAUGCUGAGAAUGGAACUGAUUCCACUGUGCUGGGAGACAAAAGGCUGGAGAAGAGCUGAGGAAUGCCAGGGGUUUGUACAGUCCCACGUGGAGGACCAGGACUGGAGAGUCACUGAGGGAACUGGAAGUGAAGGCUGGAAAACUUAAAAGGGUCAGUAAGGUUUGUGGGGUCUUUCUGACAGAGAAAGACCAACCCAUGAGUAAUGGGAGUUAUGUCCCUGUCUGACCUGAAGGACUGUUAUUGGAUUUUUCUGUUUGUUUGUUUUGUCCUUUUUCCUUACUUACAUAAAAUAAAGGUACUGAGCUGUGGCAGUUAUUUGCCUACCCUGGAAGAUAGUCAGACCAGUUUGAGCAGUCAUCCAGAAUAACAUUUAAACACACUUAACAUUAGCGGUAUUGUCAACAUCAGCUGUUCAAAGACUAUGGACUGUGUACUUACAAUUCUGUGAUACCGGUUUAAAAGUCAUGCGGUAUCUAGCUUAGCCUUUAACACUCUUGGUUACCCAGGAGGCUGGGCAAAGUGGCCUCCCGAGAUCUCUCCCUGAGUGAGCCUUUCAAAAAUCAGAAAGGCCGGUUGGAUUUUCCCCAUCUUACAGCACCUCGCAGGUCUCUUCUCUCAGCAGUACGUUGCCUGAGUGAGUGGAAACACACAGAUCAGCUGCAGGUUUCUGUCUACAGAAACAGAGUGAAAGAGAAAGAAAAGGGUUGGGAAAGCAGAGACAAAUAUUGACCUGGACUUAUAGAAAGACAUCCAAUGGCUGAAUAAAGAACCCCUGUUCAUGUUUUGGGAUAUUCUUUCAACUGGCUGGAACGAGAGCGGAUCAAAAGAAUGGGAAAUGCCAGCAGACCCUUUAGAAGAAUUGCUUAUUUCUUAUGCCUUUUAUCUGUGCUUUUGCUGACUGAAGGGAAGAAACCAGUGAAGCCAAAAUGUCCUGCCUGGUGUACUUGUACCAAAGAUAAUGCUUUAUGUGAAAAUGCCAGAUCUAUUCCUCGCAGCGUUCCGCCUGAUGUUAUCUCACUAUCCUUUGUGAGAUCUGCUUUUACUAAAAUCCCAGAAGGGAGUUUUUUGCUCACACCAUCUCUGCAGCUUCUGUUGUUUACGUCCAACACUUUCGAUGUUAUUAGCGAUGAUGCUUUCAUGGGCCUUCCUCAUCUAGAAUAUUUGUUCAUAGAGAACAACAGCAUUAAGUCAAUAUCAAGAAAUACUUUCAGAGGACUGAAAUCUUUAAUUCACCUGAGUCUCGCAAAUAAUAAUCUCCAAUCGCUUCCAAAAGACAUAUUCAAAGGCUUGGAUUCUUUAACAAAUGUAGAUCUUAGAGGCAAUGCAUUUAAUUGUGACUGCAAACUGAAAUGGUUAGUGGAGUGGCUGGGCAGCACCAAUGCAACUGUUGAAGACAUUUACUGUGAAAGCCCACCAGAAUACAAGAAGCGCAAAAUCAAUAGCCUCUCCCCAAAAGAAUUUGAUUGCAUUAUUACAGAAUUUGAAGUUUAUCAGUCCCUGCCAUAUCAGUCUCUGUCGGUAGACACUUUCUCAUACAUGAACGAUGAACAUGUGGUUAUUGCGCAGCCUUUCACUGGAAAGUGCAUCUUUCUCGAAUGGGACCAUGUAGAAGUGAUGUUCAGGAAUUAUGACAACAUUACAGGUACUUCAACUGUUGUGUGUAAGCCUAUAGUUAUUGAGAGUCAGCUAUAUGUCAUUGUCGCGCAGCUGUUUGGAGGCUCCCACAUAUAUAAAAGAGAUAUUUUUGCUAAUAAGUUUAUAAAAAUUCAAGAUAUUGAGAUCCUUAAAAUCAGAAAACCCAAUGACAUUGAAACUUUCAGGAUUGCUGAAGACUGGUAUUUUGUUGUUGCUGACAGUUCAAAAGCUGGUUUCACCACUGUUUACAAAUGGAAUGGGAAUGGAUUUUAUUCCCAUCAGUCUCUGCACGCCUGGUACAGAGAUACUGAUGUGGAGUUUCUUGAAAUAGCCGGCAAACCACAUUUAAUUCUGUCAAGUAGUUCCCAAAGACCUGUAAUAUAUCAAUGGAACAAAGGAACAAAUGAAUUUGUUAAGCGUUUUGAUAUCCAGGAUAUGGAAGAUGCAUAUGCAGUGAAACAUUUCAAAGUGAAAGAGGAUGUAUACAUUUGUUUAACAAGAUUUAUUGGGGACUCUAAAGUAAUGAAAUGGGGUGGUUCAGCAUUUCUGGAUUUACAAAGGAUGCCAUCCCGAGGGUCAAUGGUAUUCCAACCGCUUCAGAUAAGUAAUUAUCAAUAUGCCAUUCUCGGAAGUGAUUAUUCUUUCACUCAAGUCUAUUAUUGGGAUGCCGAGAAAGCAAAAUUUGUGAAGUUUCAAGAAUUAAAUAUACAGGCACCGAGAUCUUUCAUACAUGUCUCCAUCGAUAAACGAGAUUUUCUCUUUGCUUCGAGUUUUAAGGGAACUACAUUGAUUUAUAAACAUGUCAUAGUUGACUUAAGCGCAUGACACUCAUAAAUCUGAGAAUACAUCAGACUUUCUACCAUAAGUGGACAAAAUGAACUAAAUGCAUGAUGACUCUCUUAUCUUACUUCCAAAUGAAUGCCUUUAAAAGUUGAGAUUGCUAGAACAAAGUAUUACUAGUAUCUUCAUCUUUAAUUGUCAAGUCUAGUGAUGUUGGAAGUUGCAUUUUUUAACAAAAAGAAAUUAAAUUAACUGUUCUUUGCAUCCACAGUAUGUAAAUAUGUGUGCAACUGCAUCUGUUGCUAUAAAGAAUAUUAAGAUGUACUUUUCCAUUUAUUUAUUCACCUGUUUGAAACAACUGCCAAAUAAAAUGUUUACAUUUUGUGUCUUU